AUGUUGUAACGCCUACAGUCCCCCCUGCACGUCCGUCUGCUCAUUUAUUCGCCCGUGGCGUCCGCUUUGCUUUCGUUUUGCUUUCGUGUUCAUCCGUCAGCGCACCAGCAGCCAUCACUCACCCUUUUUGUCCGGAACUAUGUCUAGUGCUUCAAGCCAUCGUCCGUCUCGGCACAAGCGCCAACACCCAUCCAAGAACAAGGACGACGACCACCACGACCCGCACCCCACAUCAGUAGCCCCGACCGACACCCGCUCGCUAUCCGGCGACACGCGUACCGACUCGCACACACGCAUGUAUCACGCUUCUUCGCACGACGACGGGUACAGGGCUUCAAAAAGAGGCCGCUACGAUUCCAAGGACAGCGGGUCGUCCUCGCGAUGGAGACCACCAGUGGAGGAGGAUGUGUAUGCGUACGGCCGCGACGACUAUCGCUCGCGCGGGCGAGACGACUUUCCGAUGACGGAUGUGCGGGAGGCGGACUACCACGGCUCGCGCUACCCACAGCCCAGCCGUAGCUGGUACCCCGACUACAACACAGGCCCUUCCUCGCCUUCGGCACCCGUCUCCAUACGCGAGUCAUGGGGCGCCGCUGCGGUUGAACCUGUGUACGACGAAGGGUAUGGGUGGACGCCGGACCUGAGCCAGUCCCGCCGUUCCGACGAGCGCCGAAGUGGAGAUGGCUGGCGCGGAAAAGGACGCAAAGAGGACGACGGGAAGAAAUACACGAGCGAUGCGGGCUGGGACACGCGGCGGCGGGCCCGGGAGGAGCAGAAGCGUCCAGAUCGGCCAGCAGAUGAUGACAGAGACCGCAUGUGGGAGCCCGCACCGGGCUGGAAAUCGGCGCACAACGGCGAGCUGUACGAGGAGCGCCUGCGUGAGCAGGGCAUCGACCCGAAGUACAGCAAGCACAAGAAUAAGGGGAAGAAGAACAAACAGAAGCGAGCAAGGGAGAGUGGAGGUAGCGGCGGCGCUGCGGGCUUUGACGACGACCUCAACAAUUGGAGUAGGCGUGAUUCACGGGCAGCUCGUUAUCCGUCGCCUUCGCACAGCCGAAAACACCAUCAUUCCACGUCGCCUCCGCGUUCUUCCUCGUACGACGAGCAUCAUGGACGCCCUCGAAGACGUUCACCCUCACGCUCGAUAUCCCCGCCAGCGACCAAACGUCCUCGUCACGAUCGGCCUCAUGACGACGAUCGGGGCCGACAACGCAAGAUCGUCUACGAGCGACCGCCGUCGCCAGCUCAUAGCCGACCAUCGCCCCCACGACGACGGCGAAGUAUAUCUUCUCGUUCAAGAAGCACCUCUCGCAGUCGAAGUCGUAGCCGCACUCGUAGCAUCAGCCCCUACGCCCGUCCUCGGCAGCUGCAUCGAUUACCGACAGCGUCUACGACAGUAUUGUCCCCGACUAAUAAGGCUGGCGAAGCGGUCGAGACUUCGCCUCGCCAGAAGCGCAACGGCAAAUACCAGUCGAACGGGAAGGGGAACAAGAAGAGAACCAGUGAUGAGGCCUCGUUCGCUAUCUCUCCGCCAAGAGAGUCAAUGGGUGGGCUGCGUAGUUUUGAGCAGGAGCUCAUCCGCUCGAGCAAAGGGUCUUCUGAGACCGUGCGGUCAGGUCCGAGAGAGCCGCUACCCGAGCGUCCGCAGGAUUUCGUGCGCGAGUCCUCGCGAGACCCGCAGGCGUCUUCGUCAUCGCAGCCACCACCUCAAGAGAAAGAGCAACCCCUCAAACAUGAAGCUUCGCAGUCGUCCUCGACCAGCGGGCCUCUGCAGGUCAAAGAGGUUAGCCCUGCGGCGACAUCGUCCGCUCCCGCUGCUCCAAUACCCGUGAAGCCUGUCACCUCGAUCAUGACCCCGGAGGCUGCAGGAAGUUCCAGCAAGACGAAGGUCCCGCCAUCUGCGAACCUGCCGCCGAAGCCCAAGGCUGCUAUGGCGCCACCCUUCAGGGCCGACACCUCCCCACAACCCAUGGCAGUAGAUGUGCCGAAGGGUGAGACGCCGGCUGCUCCUGGGCCAUCGGGGCACACACCAGAAGCGACGCUGCCGCGUAACUCGCCCGCUCUCCCUCAGCCUGUAUCGCAGUCUGCGACCCCGCAACCGUCCUCGCAGCCCUCUCAGCCUAUCGCGCCAACAAAUCAUCCGCUUCCCGCGCAGCCGCAGCCACAACAGACGCCAGCGCAGAUGCAGCAGAUGCAUGCUCAACCCGGCCAUCCUCUUCCACAGAAUCCCGCUCUCAUGCAGCACCCGUACAAUGGCGUUCCGACGCCUGGUCUUCCUCAGCGCCCCAUGCAAGGCAUGCCGUACAUGUAUUCGAUGCCCGGGAUGCCUGCAAUGCCCGGAAUGCCUCCUAUGCCCUAUGGGAUGCCGGGAAUGCCUGGGUUCCCUGGAUAUCCGUACCCAUGCCCGGCCAGAUGCCCGGCCAGGCUCAGAUGCCCGGUCAAGUGCCAAUGCCUGGACAGUCGCCUAUGCCCGCUCAGGCGCCGUUCGCCCAGCCGCGGCCCGUCAACCCACCUCCGGUACAGGCUCCUCCAGUCAUCGUACCUGCAGACCCUAAAGCAGAGCUCGCGAAAGGUGCGAGCCGUCCUCGGAAGGCUGGCUUCAAGCCCAUCGGAUUUGCGCCUGUCAAGCAACAGGCUAAGCCCAAUGCGGCGUUGAAAAAGUUCUUCACUGGGGAGGAUGAGGAUAUGGACAUGUCGGAUGACGGCCCCGCCCCCGCUCCUGCACCGGCGAGUGCUG
Schizophyllum commune H4-8 is the source of this 2737-nucleotide messenger RNA. RefSeq lists its product as uncharacterized. Lineage: Eukaryota; Fungi; Basidiomycota; Agaricomycetes; Agaricales; Schizophyllaceae. The transcript is spliced from 4 exons. The record is from RefSeq and is a predicted model, not a curated record. Bases 140 to 2656 code for a protein of 838 amino acids.